AUGGCGUAUUGUUGCAUUCCACUCUGUCGAUCGGACUCCAAGAAGAAGCCGCCCGGGGUGUCUUUCCACGAGAUUCCCGCGGAUAUUGACACAAGGAAGCAGUGGCUGAAGCGCAUCAAACGUGAUAACUGGGUGCGGAACGCGACGUCUAACUACAGUAAAGUGUGCAGCUGGCAUUUCACAAAUACAGAUUUUGUGGAAGGUAAGAGACGGAGGCUCAAAAAGGGAGCGCUACCUCCGGUGUUCCCGGACUAUCCAUCGCAUCUUCAGCCACGACAAAUUUCGAACCGCGGUAAUAGCUCUAUCAGGAAACGAAAGUUGGCCAAUGACACACGUGGCAUCAUCGAUUCAGCAAAAAGAAUUAAGUUUGCCCAGAAUGUUGCGUUGCCAGAGGAAGAAUUUAAAGUCGACCAGACUCUCAGCAUGGACACUGACACUGUACGGUUCGGCCUGAAGAAAGGCUGA
Ornithodoros turicata is the source of this 465-nucleotide messenger RNA. RefSeq names its product THAP domain-containing protein 6-like. Bases 1 to 465 code for a protein of 154 amino acids. The transcript has a single exon. The record is from RefSeq and is a predicted model, not a curated record. NCBI's taxonomy places the organism in Eukaryota, Metazoa, Arthropoda, Arachnida, Ixodida, Argasidae.